This is a messenger RNA of Cydia fagiglandana, 1315 nucleotides long. RefSeq names its product apolipophorin-3-like. Gene Ontology annotation, biological process: lipid transport. Lineage: Eukaryota; Metazoa; Arthropoda; Insecta; Lepidoptera; Tortricidae. Bases 60 to 614 code for a protein of 184 amino acids. Gene Ontology annotation, cellular component: extracellular region. The transcript has 4 exons. The record is from RefSeq and is a predicted model, not a curated record. Gene Ontology annotation, molecular function: lipid binding.
GCGCUUCGCCCCCUGGAGUCAUCAGUCCUACUGUGGAAGAGAGAGCUGACACUAACAAAAUGGCCGCCAAAUUCGUAAUCUUCGUUGCUUUCUUGGCUCUGGCCAACGCCCGCAUGGUCCGUCGCGAGACCAACCCUCUCGAAGACAUCCAGAAGCAUGCAGCGGAGUUCCAGAAGACGUUCACAGAACAGUUCAACGCUCUGGUGAACAGCCAGAGCACCCAGGAGGUCACCAAGUCGCUCAAGGAGGGCUCGGACUCCGUACUCGUUCAGCUUUCGUCUUUCUCUAAUGCCCUGCAAGGAGCUAUCAACGAUGCCUCCGGUAAGACCAAGGAAGCCCUGGAGCAGACCAAGCAGAAGAUCGAACAGACAGUCAACGAGCUGAAGAGGCAGCACCCUGAGGUCGAGCAGCAGGCGGCCCAUCUUCGCGACAAGCUGCAGCAGGCGGUCCAGCAAACCGUCGGGGAGACCCAAAAGCUCGCCAAGGCGGUCCAGGCUAACGCUGAGGCUACCAACCAGAAGCUCGCCCCCCAGCUCAAGCAGGCCUACGACGACUUCGUGAAGCAGGCAGAGGUCGUCCAGAAGAAGGUGCAAGAGGCAGUCAACAAGCAAUAAGAACAUUUACUUUAAUAGGAAAGACGCUGCCUAUAUGCGUAGCCAACAUGCCAAUUGUUUACGCUUCGCGAACGAAACGCAACGGUCACUGUCGCACUAUUAGAGUCAGACCAUGAAAUCUGCAGCGAUUUUGAUAGCGCACGCAGUGCAAGUGUAAUUUUAAACGCCAAACUUCUAUGUAAUUAUGACGUGUAAAUAACACUUGCACUGCGUGAGCUAUCGCUGCAAACUUUUCUAGGUCUAACUCUAAGGAAGAGUGGUAAAGAGACGAAAAGCGUUUCGUUAAAGCGCAAGCGAUUGUCACCUUGGCUAGGCACCCUGCUUCUCCAUACAAACGUUGUUCCUAUUUUUUUCUGGAUAUUGACAUUAUGAAAAAUAUUUUUACAAUUGAUUGAUUAUAAGAAUGAGAGUAGGACCCCACCCUAGUGUGAUGAACCAAAGAAAAAGAAGAAAAUUGAUUAUUGUAAGAAUUAGGAGCGAAAAACUAAUUACAUACAAUUUUUUAAAUGCCCUUGACUCUUUAAAUAAUUAGACAUUAAAAAAAAUCAAACCAAGUUAAAACUGUGAUAUACUUAAGUACGUCUAAAUAUUUUCAAAAAUGUAAAUAUACAGAGAGGAAAAUAAGGACAUUUGUAUGAAAAAGCGAUUUCGCGGCGUCUACUUUCGUCUUAAUAAAGAAUUAUAUUUAUCAGUAUCACAAA